This is a messenger RNA of Planococcus citri (citrus mealybug), 992 nucleotides long. RefSeq lists its product as uncharacterized. The transcript has 6 exons. The record is from RefSeq and is a predicted model, not a curated record. Bases 130 to 897 code for a protein of 255 amino acids. Lineage: Eukaryota; Metazoa; Arthropoda; Insecta; Hemiptera; Pseudococcidae.
UUUACAAAAAUUCCUCAUGUUUAAUGAGAUUAUUCGUCGGAGCUAUUCGCGUUACUACUUUUUGUUCAUUUUUUUACUCGAAUUCUAAAUAUAGCCGGAGUUUUUUUCUUAAGAACUUUUUAAACGACAAUGUUUUUAAAAAACUUUUCUUAUUUAACUUUUUUGUGCUCAUUUUUCACCGCCUCUGUCAAGGCCGACUUUCAAUUGCCUUCCUAUUUAAAGCAAUGUUCGAAGAAGUCGCCAGAUUUCCAUAGAUGUAUGUUAGAUAAUGAAGAAGCUCUGCUACCUCAUAUAAUAGAUGGUAACGAAACCUUAAACAUACCAAAUUUGAAUCCUAUGUUCGUGCCGAAAAUCGUUGUGAAACAAGGUAACAAGCAAAUCGGCUUAAGUAUGGAAGUAACCGACGUAAAAAUCUACGGCAUGGGAGGCUUGAAAAUAAACCAACUCGAUUUGAACAUGGACAAAAAACAUUUGAAAACUCGUAUCGUAAUACCACGUUUGGAAAUUAUAGGAAAUCAUAAAACCACCGGUAAUAUAAUGGUUGUAAAAGUAUACGGCCAAGGAAAAUUCAACAUUACUGCAGUUGGUGUGGAUUUAGAGUAUGAAAAUGAUUUCGAUUAUGAAACUAAAGAAGAUGGUCACGUGUACACAAUGUUAAAAAGUCAGAAAAUCAAGAUGCUCAAUUUCAAAAGAGUGCACUACAAUUUGGAGAACAUGUUGGGCGAUGAUAAAUUAGAUACAGCUGUAAACGAACUUCUGAACCAAUACUGGCGUGAAUUAUCAUUCGAUUUAUUCGGAGAAAUGCAAGAAGAUUUAUUAGAUAUAAUGAGAACCGUUGUAAACGUAAUCCUAGGAGUAUAUCCAGUCGACGUUAUAAUAACUGAUUACAAUUCGUAAUUUUUAUAAAUAUUUUAUAGGGACCUACCUACCCUAAAUGUAAUUAUUUUUGUAUUAAGACAUUUUUCAUUAAAUAUACAUAUUUUUCUUACUCA